Molecule: messenger RNA, 1218 nt
Organism: Ricinus communis (castor bean)
Lineage: Eukaryota; Viridiplantae; Streptophyta; Magnoliopsida; Malpighiales; Euphorbiaceae
Product: psbP domain-containing protein 3, chloroplastic
Exons: 9
Coding region: 87-881 (264 amino acids)
Biological process (GO): photosynthesis
Cellular component (GO): photosystem II; extrinsic component of membrane; photosystem II oxygen evolving complex
Molecular function (GO): calcium ion binding
Source: RefSeq, a predicted model, not a curated record
AAGUAUAUUAGGAUUACAGUUAUAAAAAAAAAAACGGAUAAAGUCCAACAAGGCAAAAGAAAAAAAAAAAAACAGAUGAGAAAGUAAUGGCUUCAAUUUCUUUACUCUGUUGCAAUUGCUACUUCACAUCUUUCUCCAACAAGACACCUCUCCAUCUUUUGAAACCUAACUUAAACUUCCUCUCUGCUUCACCUUCUUUUCGAUUUAACAGUUGCAGAAAGCAACAUCUUCCAUGUUGCACCAACUCUUUCCCAGACGAAGACCAACACCAACCAUUAUUCUGUCGUUUUAGGCUUCAAGAACCAUAUGGAAGAAGAGAAGCUUUGUUCAGCGUGGCAUUUACCACUGGGUUUACUUUUCCAGGGCUUAUUUCUAAUGCAUUUGCAGAGAUUGAUGACUUCCGCCUUUAUACUGAUGAUGCCAACAAGUUCCAAAUAUCGAUUCCCCAAGACUGGAGAGUAGGUGCUGGAGAACCUAAUGGGUUCAAAUCAGUGACCGCUUUCUACCCAGAAGAAGCUUCAGGCUCUAGUGUCAGUGUAGUGAUCACAGGACUCGGUCCGGAUUUUACUAGAAUGGAGUCUUUUGGCAAAGUGGAAGCCUUCGCCGAAACUCUGGUUAGUGGAUUGGACAGAAGCUGGCAAAGGCCCCCAGGCGUUGCAGCAAAACUUAUCGACUGUAAAGCGACUAAAGGGAUUUACUACAUUGAGUACACAUUACAAAACCCAGGCGAAGGUCGCAAACAUCUGUUUUCUGCUCUUGGGAUGGCUUUCAAUGGUUGGUAUAACAGACUGUAUACAGUGACAGGGCAGUUUGUGGAAGAGGAGUCAGAGAAUUAUGGAUCAAAGGUUCAGAAGGUUGUUUCAUCAUUCAAGUUCAUCUGAUAACAGAGGUAGCUGCAGAGUUUAUGCCGUUACGAUGGUUAUCUUUUUCUUGUUUCCCUUUCUCCACUAUGGUUUACAUUCUUGGGCAACUGAACUGGCCGCAGUAUCAUGUGCGCUUGUUCAGAUUUUUAGCAGGUUUGUCUUCUAUGAUGGCAUCAAAAGGCCUCUUCUUCUCCUGCAAAAGUAUUAAAGCAAUUGUGAAAUUAAUACGAUGAAUCGGUUCAGAUGUAUUGUGAACAUAAUAUGCUUAUUCUCAUGAAUGUUCAUUUGGCUUCUCUCAGGCCAAACUGAACGCCAUUUAUAUGGGAACAGUCUAAAUCAAAUGCAUUCAACCAUA